Messenger RNA from Menidia menidia (Atlantic silverside), 2793 nucleotides. Lineage: Eukaryota; Metazoa; Chordata; Actinopteri; Atheriniformes; Atherinopsidae. The record is from the annotation of a GenBank genome assembly.
UUGGAGCGAACUCGAGCUCGCAGAGAAAACCUCCAGAAGAAAAUGGCGGAAAGGCCAAACGCAGCCAACAGACCGAUGGCCAAACGGCCCCGGGAGCCGCUGACCGACACCACCCACGGGAUCACCGAAUCUCUUCCUCAUAAAAAGGAGACUGGUCCUGCCGCCGGUGAGGAGAACCAGGAGCCCAUGGUGCUCCAGGCCGGGGCCCCCGUUCUCCCCGAUCCCCCCACGGACAAGAAGCCCCCGGUGGGCCCGACCCCCGCCCGGCAUUCCUCCUCCCUGGAGAAGACCGCGGCGAAGCCCACCCUCCCACCUCACCCCGAGCAGCCAAAAGCAGCUCGGGCAGAGCCGGAGAAAAUGGCGGUGACCCCGGUAGUAAAUCCGCCCCCCGGACAGGAAUCACAGCAGGGGCCGAUUGGUUCUGAUUCACAGAGAAGCAAAGCGGAGCUGGAAAGCUGUACUUCUGAAUCGGUUUCUGAUUGCUCCGCCCUCUCAUCGCUGAGGGGUCCAGCUGAGGUCCAGCCCCCCCCCAAACCCACCAACUCCUCAGAAACUGCCCUUGGGCGGAAAGGCAGGCUUGCUAACCUGGCUGCCACCAUCGGCUCCUGGGAGGACGACCUCAGCCACGCUAACGUACCCAGAGAGAAGCCCGGAGCUGCUCCCGCCCCCAAGUUUGCUGUCAAACAGUCGGCGGCCGGCACCAAACCAACUCCAGCCGGGCUCGGCUCAUCCACAAACAGCAAGUCCCGCUUUGACCAGGAAGCUGUGCACUCACCAGUAAAGUCUAGUGGAGCGGCGUGUCCUCCGAAGGCUUCCGUCCCUGCAAGUAAACUCACACCUCAGUCCGUACACAGUCCUCAGAAGAGCUCCAGUCAGGGAGCGGCCUUCCAAUCCAGUCCACAAAAGCCAGCCAAAAAGAGGGAGGCCCUGAAGGCCGAGCUGGACCGUCUCAAAGUGGAUCCGGCCGGGCAGAAAAAGGCCCCGGCAGCCCCAGAGAUACCCAACAUGGCCGCCUCCAAGGGCUCCGUCUGCCUCCAGGAGCUGCGUCUGCCCCUGAAAGCUGACUUCGUCUGCUCCACCGCCAACAAACCAGCCAAAAAGAGGGAGGCCCUGAAGGCCGAGCUGGACCGUCUCAAAGUAGAUCCGGCUGGGCAGAAAAAGGCCCCGGCAGCCCCAGAGAUGCCCAACAUGGCCGCCUCCAAGGGCUCCGUCUGCCUCCAGGAGCUGCGUCUGCCCCUGAAAGCUGACUUCGUUUGCUCCACUGCCAACAAACCAGGCAUGAAGGUGAUCGAGAACCGCGCCCUGAAAGACGAGGAGAAGAUGGAGCUGCAGGAGAUCCAGCUGAAAGAAGCAAAGCACAUCGCAGAGGAGGCCGACCGCAAGUACGAGGAGGUUCAGAAACGGGAGGUCUGCAGUGACAAGAAGAAGAAACCCAACAAGUCGAAGGCCAUCACUCCGAAGAGAUUCCUCGCGAUCUCUAAAAGUGCACAGACACCAGUUCUGGCCAGUCCCGGGGGGCCCAGCGCCGUUCGCACCAGCAACUUUGUCCUGGUCGGAUCGCACACGCUCAGUCUGUCCUCCAUCGGGAAGAACAAAUUUGCUCUGGAGAAGACGAUGUUUGAGGAUGUGAGCGGGUUCGGGGCCUGGCACCGGAGAUGGUGCGUGCUGUCGGGGUACUGCGUCUCCUACUGGACCUACCCCGAUGACGAGAAGAGGAAGAGUCCCAUUGGCCGCAUCAACCUGGCUAACUGCACCAGCAAGACGGUGGCGCCGGCCAACCGGGAGUUUUGUGCGCGGCCGAACACGUUUGAGCUCAUCACAGUCCGACCCCAGAGAGAGGACGACAGAGAGACCCUCGUCAGCCAGUGCCAGAACACCAUGUUUCUGGCUAGUCCCGGGGGGCCCAGCGCCGUUCGCACCAGCAACUUCGUCCUGGUCGGAUCGCACACGCUCAGUCUGUCCUCCAUCGGGAAGAACAAAUUUGCUUUGGAGAAGGUGCCGUUCCUGUGUCCUCUGGAGGGCCACGUCUACCUGAAGAUGCACUGUGAAACGAUGUUUGAGGAUGUGAGCGGGUUCGGGGCCUGGCACCGGAGAUGGUGCGUGCUGUCGGGGUACUGCGUCUCCUACUGGACCUACCCCGAUGACGAGAGGAGGAAGAGUCCCAUUGGCCGCAUCAACCUGGCUAACUGCACCAGUAAGACGGUGGCGCCGGCCAACAGAGAGUUUUGUGCGCGGCCGAACACGUUUGAGCUCAUCACAGUCCGACCCCAGAGAGAGGACGACAGGGAGACCCUCGUCAGCCAGUGCCAGAACACCAUGUAACCAGAACCAGAACCAGACCUCAAACCGCAAACCGCCAACAUGGAGGCCGUCAAGAAGAAGAUGCUGAUGCUGAAACUGGACAAGGAGAACGCGCUGGACCAGGCCGAGCAGGCCGAGGCCGACAAGAAAGCCGCGGAAGAAAGGAGCAAACAGGUUGUGGACGGCCUGGUUUCCUCUCUCUGGAGCAGCAGGCUGGACUGGAUUUCCAAAGUCUGGGAGAGAAAACUGCCCAACAAACACCACGUCUGCCCCGCCAAGAGUUUGGCCAAAGGUCUGGCGUCUCUUUUUGGGUUUGGAGUCAUCUUCAUCGUGUCGGUGUGCGACCCCAGAGGCUUCGUGGUGAUGCUGGACAGAGUGGUGUCCUUCUCCCUGAACACAGAAGUAGGACUGUUCAUCUUCAUCAUGCUGAGGGAGUCCAGAGAGGACCGGUUCAGGCUGAGACGCGAGCUGAGUUUGCUGAGAGAUCCGUAG